AUGAUUCAACCGGAACUUUUUGCAGAGUUCGUCCCCGAGAGCAGUUUGGCAGCUUUCCAGCGUUGCACAAGCCAGCAACAAGCGAAGCACUUUUUGCAAACCGUGCUGUCCCCGGCUUUGGACGUCAUUUCCGUGGAAAAGAAGGAGGUUCUCGAUGCACGUGUCCCAGUGCUACGGCUGAGCUUGCGCCCAGUGCUGGAUGCAACCGAAGCAGACGACGAGCAGAGGGUGGACGUGUGCCUGAGCCCCGAAGGAUGGCUGAAGGCGGAGCACUUUUACGAGAAGUUUGCUUCCAGUCCUGCAGCGUACGGCGUGAUUUUGCUGCUCACGACAUGGGCACGAGGUGUGGGCUUGGUGCUUUCCAGUGGUGCACAGGCAGCCGCUGCAGGAGCUGGAGAAGCAGCACUUGUGCCAGGAGAGUGGCAGGCACUGCUGCUGUUCUUGUUGGAGACGGAUGACGCUUUACAGAAGACUGUUGCGCAAUGUGCCCGGCCCUCCGGACUCCGAACUGCAAAAGUGGAAGCUCGGCUGGUGCAGCUGAUGGACUUCGCACAGAGCGCAGCACGCCAAGACUGCAUGGACCUGGGGAGGCUGCUGCAUGCUUUCCUGGCAGCUUUGAGGAACUUGAAAGAGGAAGCUGUCCGAAUUGAAUGGCCCAUCAAG
Symbiodinium necroappetens is the source of this 663-nucleotide messenger RNA. The record is from the annotation of a GenBank genome assembly. NCBI's taxonomy places the organism in Eukaryota, Dinophyceae, Suessiales, Symbiodiniaceae.